This is a messenger RNA of Phaedon cochleariae (mustard beetle), 3698 nucleotides long. NCBI's taxonomy places the organism in Eukaryota, Metazoa, Arthropoda, Insecta, Coleoptera, Chrysomelidae. The record is from the annotation of a GenBank genome assembly.
AUGGCAACAAAAACAAUCCAAGAUCAAUUAUUUUAUAACUGCAAUCGGUAAUUUUUAAUUUAAGUUUCAAAGUAUGUGAAUUACCUUGUAGGAGUACCAUUAUGUCGUCUGUGAAGGUAGCUGUAAGGGUACGCCCCUUCAAUCAAAGGGAAAUUGACUUGGAUGCACAACUAAUAAUACAAAUGAGGGACAAAACUACUGGCAUACUCAAUAGCAAGGCAAAUAUUCGAGAUGAAAGUAUUAGAUACAAGGAAUUUACUUUUGACUACUCCUAUUGGUCUCAUAAAGAGGACUCUAAUUAUGCAUCUCAAGAAACUGUAUACAAUAACUUAGGAAAGGAAGUUAUAGAUUGUGCAUUUGAAGGUUAUAAUGCUUGUAUUUUUGCUUAUGGGCAGACAGGCAGUGGGAAGACAUUCACAAUGAUGGGAUCUCCUGAGAACCCAGGGCUCAUUCCCAGGAUAUGCAAGGCUCUAUUUGAGAAAAUGGCAGAAAAUUCUAAAAGAGGAACUACUCAUAGAGUUCAAGUCAGCUAUUUGGAAAUUUAUCAAGAACGGGUAGCUGAUUUACUUAGAGGCACAUCCUCUCUAAAAGUUCGAGAACACCCUAAAAAAGGGCCAUAUGUUCAGGGACUAACAACUACUCUGGUAACAAAUUAUGGGCAUAUUCAAGACUGCAUGGACAGGGGAAACUCUCAUCGAACAACUGCUGCUACCAACAUGAAUGAUGUCAGUAGUAGGAGUCAUGCGAUUUUCACAAUAACCUUCGUCCAAGCAGGAUAUUGUGAUGGUGUACCUAGUGAAACAGUGUCGAAGAUACAUUUGGUGGAUUUGGCAGGCAGUGAGAGAGCAGAUUCCACAGGUGCGACCGGUCAAAGACUCAAAGAGGGUGCUCACAUCAACAAAUCGUUGGUCACUUUGGGAUCUGUGAUAUCGGCCCUAGCUGAAAUCUCAGUGGACCAAAAUGCUCAAAAGAAAUCGAUUUUUAUUCCUUACAGAGAUUCCGUCCUCACUUGGUUGUUGAAAGAUAGUCUCGGUGGGAAUUCUAAGACUAUUAUGAUAGCUGCUAUCAGUCCUGCUGAUUGCAAUUAUGGAGAAACUUUGAGUACCUUACGUUACGCAAAUAGAGCUAAAAACAUUAUUAACAAACCUACUGUCAACGAAGAUCCUAAUGUGAAACUAAUUAGAGAACUGAGGGAUGAAAUAAGUAAAUUGAGGGCACUUAUGUUCUGUGAACAAAGGACUGAUAUGUUGGCCCAACUGCAGGAGAAGGAAGCUAGAGAGAAGGAACUGACUGAAGAAUGGACUGGAAAAUGGAGGGAAGCACAGGCGAUAUUGAGAGAACAAAGGGCAUUAGGACUGAGAAAAUCGGGACCUGGAGUAGUUUUAGAUUCUGAUAGGCCACAUUUGGUUGCAAUUGACGACGAUCCCUUAACUACGGGGGUCACAUUAUAUCAUUUGAAGGAAGGAAAAACUACUAUAGGAACAGAAGAAUCAGAUGUGAAACAGGAUAUUGAACUGAGAGGAGCUGGUAUGGAACCGCAACAUUGUAUCAUUUCAUUUGAAAAUGGCAUCACGACAUUGAUACCUCACCAAGGAGCACAUGUUAUGCUAAACAACGCAAUAUUAGAAUCUCCUGCUAGGUUGUCUCAGGGUUGUAUCAUUUUCAUUGGAAAAGCACAUGUUUUCAGAUAUAACGAUCCAGCAGAAGCUGCGGAGUUGAGAAAGAACGAGAAGGCACAUAAUUUAUCUAGAUUAAGCCUUUUGAGCUGGUCGACACCUGAUUUAGCAGUAUCAAUGGAAAAUUUACAACUGAAUGUUGAUGAAGAGAAGAGUGAUAUAGAGAUGCAAAGACUGAAUUUAGAAAAGGAAAAGGAACAGUUGGAGAGGGAACAGGAGGCUUUCGAAAAACAACAGGAAAUUUUCGAGAAACAUAGAAGAGCUCUGGAGCAAGCACAGUUGAAAUUAGAAACGGAGAAACAAUUGAUACAGAGAGAAUUUGCUGAACAGACUCGACAAUUGCAAGAUGAUUGGCGAAAUCUGGCAACAGAGCAAAGGCAGAGAGAGGUGGAGCUAGAAAAGAAAGAAGAGCAAUUGAUUCUCGAGAGACAAAGAUUAGAAAGGAAUAGAAAGACUGUUUUAGGUGAAAUUGAGCACGAAUGUGAACAGUUGCAAGAUGUCAAUGCUGAUUUAUUGGUUAGAUUCACUGAUGUAUGUCAAUUUGUUAAUUCUAACAUAAAUGAAAUUGUGUUUUCUUGUCCUGAAGGAAGCCACUUAUUUCAGGAACUUGCUGCAAAGUUCAUUGAGUCUCCUACAACACCUCAAGAUACUGAUAGUUUGAUAGAUAUGAUAAAUCGAGCUAAGGGAAGUUGUACAACACAAGACCUGAUAGAAAGACAUAGGAAAGAGUUGGCAGAGUUACAAGCUGAACUGAAUCGAAGAGUACACGCAUUGUGCGAGAGACAAAAAAGCGUGGAACUCCUAGACAAAAAGAUUGUGGACUUAGUAGAUAAACAAAAAUUACUGUGUAUAGAUCAGAACAAAGAAGAAGAACUUAAUGUACUGAGGAUUGGAUUAGUGAAAAGGACUGAAGAAGAAAUGAAGGAAAUUGAACGAAAAAAACAGGGGUUCACAUUGAAUCUCAAACAAUUCUACCCCGUCCCGAGUCCGGACUCGUGCGAAGUGAACUACACGAACAGUGGCGCGAAUACAACCGAUCUGGGCACGGAAACGCUGAGCAGCGGCACGUAUCACACCGCAGCCGACAGCUGCUCGCCCAUGUUCACUGGCGCAAAAUCAGAGGGUCUGAUGAGCGACAGCGGAGUGGAACUCAGGCCUGCGUCCCGGCCGCAGGACGAUAGCGACGUUUCCAGCAGUAAUGACAACGAUGACAAGGUGGUGGUUAGCGAUUCACAAUCUACAAGUUCAUUGGAAACUAAUUCGCCUGCAAACAAAAUAUCAAAUAGAGAAGAAAUUAUACUGCGAAGAUUGGCGCAAAGAAUAAACCAGCAAAAGCAGUCGAUACUACGAAAUUUGGACAGCCAGUGUCCGAAAAUUUACUUAGAUAACCAAAUAGCAGUUUUACAAGAACUGCAACGUCAAUACAUGGUGAGAUAUGGCUGUGCGUCAUUGUUGACACCGACUCAGGAGCAUCCCCUUCAAGAUCUCGACAGUCCGAGCCCUGUUGGUCCAUUCAGGACAGGGUCUGCUUCGGCCCUUUACUCACCGUCGGCCCAGAUACAAAAUCAACGAUUAUAUCAUCAGUGUCUUCAUAGUUCUAUGCCUUCAAUUUAUAUGGAAUCCGAUUCAAUCUUCAAUAUAACGAGUUAUUGCCUUAGAGGUACUGGCUUCAGAACUCAUUAUGAAUAUGAAGUGAGGAUAUGCACCGUGGACGACCGAUGGUAUAUUCUUCGAAGAUACAGUCGAUUCAGGGAUUUAUAUAUUGCGAUGAAAGCUCGUUACAAAGACAAAGUUGCAGGUAUACCAUUUCCGUCAAAAAUACUUUUUCCCAAUACCGAAAUGGUAGCCAGAUCGAGAAAGAAGCAAUUAGAACUGUACCUCAAUAGACUAAUAGAGACCUGUAAAAAUCAUCCAGCCCUUCCACUGGCCUCUGGUGAACCCGUCACUAAAGAAGCCUUACUGAAGAUUUCACCCUUUUUCCGAAAAGGGCCCUGUGAAAAUGGGAAGUGCACUACUUCAUGA